Pteropus alecto (black flying fox) is the source of this 1551-nucleotide messenger RNA. It is a transcript of the gene SLC22A8, whose product is annotated as solute carrier family 22 member 8. Lineage: Eukaryota; Metazoa; Chordata; Mammalia; Chiroptera; Pteropodidae. The transcript has 9 exons. The record is from RefSeq and is a predicted model, not a curated record. Gene Ontology annotation, cellular component: membrane. Gene Ontology annotation, molecular function: transmembrane transporter activity. The coding region runs from base 1 to 1551 and encodes 516 amino acids. Gene Ontology annotation, biological process: transmembrane transport.
AUGACCUUCUCCAAACUCAUGGACGGCGUGGUCAGCAAGGGCCCCUUCCAGUUCAUCAUCAUGGCCUUGCUGGGCAUCCCAAUCCUCGGCAUGGCCAACCACAACCUGCUGCAGAUCUUCACAGCUGCCACCCCCUCCUACCACUGUCGCCCGCCCCCCAACGCCUCCGCGGGGCUCUGGGUGCUCCCCACGGGCCUGAAUGGGAAGCCUGAGCUGUGCCUCCGUUUCGUGUACCCACCCAACGCCAGCCUGCCCAACGACACCCACAGGGCCACUGAGCCAUGCUUAGAUGGCUGGGUCUACAACGUCAGCACCGAGAGCUCCAUUGUGACCGAGUGGGACUUGGUGUGCGAAUCCAACAAACUGAAGGAGAUGGCCCAGUCUGUGUACAUGGCGGGCACUCUGGUCGGCGGGAUCGUGCUGGGAGACCUGUCUGACAGGUUUGGCCGAAAGCCCAUCCUGUCCUACAGCUACCUGCUGCUGGCGGCCAGUGGCUCAGGUGCAGCCUUCAGCCCCACCCUCUCUACUUACAUGGUCUUGCGCUUCCUGUGUGGCUUCAGCAUCUCAGGUGUUACCCUGAGCACCAUGAUCUUGAAUGUUGAGUGGGUGUCCAUCCAGAUGCGGGCCAUCAUGUCGACGGCGAUUGGCUACUUCUACUCCGUCGGCCAGUUCAUUCUGCCCGGCCUGGCCUACAUCAUUCCCCAGUGGCGCUGGCUACAGUUAACCGUGUCCAUUCCUUUCUUUGCCUUCUUCCUGUUGUCUUGGUGGGUACCAGAGUCUAUACGCUGGAUGGUCCUUUCUGGAAGGACUCCAAAGGCCCUGAAGAUCCUCCAGUGGGUGGCUGCCUUCAAUGGCAAGAAAGAAGACGGAGACAAACUCAGGCCGGAGGAGCUCAUACACAACCUGCAGAAGGAGAUCUCCUUGGCCAAGGCCAGGUACAGCGUAGCUGACCUGUUCCGGACACCCAUCCUGCGCCGUGUGACCUUCUGUCUUUCGAUCUCCUGGUUCUCCACAGGUUUUGCCUACUACAGUUUGGCUCUAAGUGUGGGAGAAUUUGGAUUCAACCUCUACCUCCUCCAGCUCAUCUUUGGUGGAGUCGACAUCCCAGCCAAGUUCCUCGCCAUCCUCUCCAUGAGCUAUCUGGGUCGGCACACCACCCAGGCCACUACCUUACUCCUGGCAGGAGGGUGCAUCCUGGCUCUCGUCUUUGUGCCCUCGGACUUGUGGACCCUGAGGACAAUACUGGCUGUGUUUGGGAAGGGAUGCCUGUCCAGCUCCUUCAGCUGCCUCUUCCUCUACACGAGCGAGCUAUACCCCACAGUCAUCCGGCAAACAGGUAUGGGCAUAAGCAACUUGUUCACCCGCAUCGGAAGCCUCACGGCCCCGCUGGUGAGAAUCACAGGAGAGUUCCACCCUUUCGUCCCCAAUGUCAUUUUUGGGACCGUCGCCCUCCUGGGAGGCAGUGCUGCCUUCUUCCUGCCUGAGACGCUCAAUCGACCCUUGCCAGAGACCAUCGAAGAAGUGGAAAACUGGUCAGUGCCCUGCCUCUGA